UAACAGAAAGAAAGAAAUAGUGAGUUUGCCAAAAGAUUGCUGUGAUAUGGAGGGAAAAGAUUCCCACCAGCGAGACUAUACAUUAUGUAGAGGAACGGGAACACCUCUGCCAAUGCUGUUUCCUUCUCUAUGGAGGGACAUAUAUGAGAACAACACGCCUAAAGCUUCUCCGUCUUUUUACUUCUUCCCGUGGAGCCGGCAGUCAGCUAUUUGAUUGGUCAGUUUUGAAAGAAAGUCUGCGUGUAUGACCCGCCCCUUCCUUUCGUCUUAGGGAGGAGCAGUCUCUAGAAAGUGCCCACUUUACUCCGCCCCCCGGCCGGCAGUGAAGUUGACAAGUGCGGAAUUUGCCUGUGCGCCAUCUUGCCGUUGGCUGCUGUCUGUGCCGUAGUUGGAAUCUGAAUCUUGAACUUUCUGAGGAGAGCAUCUGAGCUUCAGAGUUCCUAUCAGGUUUCUUUGCAAGGAAAUAGACCAGCAGCUUCAAUCAACUGCAGUUCUGUCAUACCUCCAUGAUGUUUCCCUUGGUCAGAAAUGCACUAAGUAGCCUCAGGAUUCGAAGCAUUCAGCAAAUGAGGGCAAGACAGAGCCACUCAAAACACUCACCAGAUUUUCAUGACAAAUAUGGUGAUAUUAUACUAGCCGGUGGAACCGCUUUCUGUGUUGUUGUGUGGGUGUUUACAGCCACACAGGUUGGAAUAAAAUGGAACCCCUCCCCUGUUGGCAGAGCCACCCCAAAAGAGUGGAAUGAUGAGUAAGCAUCACAGUUACUGUAAUACACAAGUGUCUCAAAGUCAGCUUGUCAUUUCAGUACUCUGCUGUGCAUUGAAAUAUAGCAUAAUCGAAGAAAUAAAAUGCAUUUGAAAACA
This is a messenger RNA of Orcinus orca (killer whale), 863 nucleotides long. RefSeq names its product cytochrome c oxidase subunit 7B2, mitochondrial. Gene Ontology annotation, biological process: mitochondrial electron transport, cytochrome c to oxygen. Bases 507 to 752 code for a protein of 81 amino acids. The transcript has 3 exons. The record is from RefSeq and is a predicted model, not a curated record. Lineage: Eukaryota; Metazoa; Chordata; Mammalia; Artiodactyla; Delphinidae.